Rhipicephalus microplus (southern cattle tick) is the source of this 4800-nucleotide messenger RNA. Its product is annotated as solute carrier family 2, facilitated glucose transporter member 1. The record is from RefSeq and is a predicted model, not a curated record. NCBI's taxonomy places the organism in Eukaryota, Metazoa, Arthropoda, Arachnida, Ixodida, Ixodidae. Gene Ontology annotation, molecular function: hexose transmembrane transporter activity. Gene Ontology annotation, cellular component: membrane. Gene Ontology annotation, biological process: monosaccharide transmembrane transport.
GCUCAAGACAGCCGUCGGGCGGGAAGCGGCUAUCCGCAGCAGGCGAUGCCCUAUCAGCAGCAGCAGGGCCUGACGCCGACGCUGGUAUUAGCCGUGCUGUCGUCCGCCGUGGGAUCCGCUUUCCAGCAUGGCUACCACCUGGGAGUUGUCAACUCACCACAGGAGGUGCUGGAGACGUUCAUCAACGAAACGCUGGCGGAGCGCUACGGCGAGCCGACCCCGCGCAGCGCGGUGACGCUGGUGUUCAGCGUGUUCGUGGCCGUGUUCUGCGUGGGCGGCAUGCUCGGAGGCCUGCUCACGGCCGUGGUGGCCGACCGGUUCGGCCGCAAGGGCGGCCUCAUGCUCAACAGCGGCCUGGUGUUCGCCGCUGCCGCGCUGCUCACGCUGGCCAGGGGAGCCGCCUCGUGCGAGCUGCUCGUCGUGGGACGACUGGUCGCCGGCGUCAACGCCGGCCUCACAGCGGGGCUGGCUCCCAUGUACCUGACCGAGAUAUCACCGGUGCGCUACCGGGGCGCGGCUGGCACAAUAUACCAGCUGGUGCUCACGCUAUCCAUCCUGCUGGCACAGCUGCUCGGCAUCCCGCAGAUCCUGGGAAACGACGAGCUGUGGCCGUAUUUAUUCGCGCUCACUGUGGUGCCAUCGGUGCUGAUGGUAGUGUCGCUGCCUUUCUGCCCGGAGUCGCCCAAGUACCUGCUUCUUGUGAGGGGGAGGCCCAAGCAAGCUGAGGAGGCUCUUGUCCGGCUCCGUGGUACACGUGACGUGGACAAGGAGAUGGCAGUCAUGAAGAACGAAGCCGAAGCUGCCGAAUUCGUGCCAAAGGUGACUCUGCCAGAGAUGAUUCGCAACGCAUCACUUCGAGCGCCACUUAUCGUCUCCUUAAUGGUCAUGCUGGCACAGCAGCUGUCCGGCAUAAACGCGGCCAUCUUCUUCUCGACGGACAUAUUCAAGACGGCCGGUCUGUCUGUUGAAGGAGCUCUGCGUGCUACGCUCGGCCUAGGCCUCGUCAACGUCCUCAUGACGCUGGUCUCCAUGGUCGUCGUGGAGCGUGCGGGCCGCCGGACACUGCUGCUCACUGGCCUCGCUGGCAUGGCGAUAUGCACCGUCGUGCUCACCAUCACGCUAGCACUCAAGGACCAUGCUACGUGGGUGUCCUACAUCAGUAUUGCGGGUCUUGCCAUGUUCGUCAUCACAUUUGCUGUUGGUCCAGGCUCCAUACCAUGGUUUCUGGUGACGGAGCUGUUCGGCCAGGGCGCCCGCCCUAUAGCCACCAGCCUGGCGGUAGCCGUCAACUGGGCGGCCAAUUUCAUUGUGGGACUCGCCUUCCUUCCUCUCAUGGAAGAGAUUCAGCACUACACUUUCCUGAUCUUCACGAUGGUGCUGGUGUUCUUCUGGGUCUUCAUCUACAAGAAGUUGCCGGAGACGAAGAACAAGAGCAUCGAGGCCAUCACUAAGGUAUUCAGGGCACGAGUAUACCAGGAGGACGUGGCCUUGAAUAAACUCAAUGGACGAGCAUGACCGGAGCCUGGCUAAGUGGCUUCUGCAGGCUGACACACAAGUCGUCACAAGAGCCUUCGAGCGAGGCCCGAGUGCAGGGACGUGCCGCAGCACCUAGAGGUGUCCACUCAUCUGCAUCGGAAAGGCAGCGAUGAAGAAGGAAAACCAGUUCUAAUGGCGCUGUCACGCUGGAAUGAUAAGACUUCGUAGGAGAGUCCCCACCAUGUCCAUUGUCGCUUGGCACGUAGCUUUACUAACUCGAGGGUGCGGGUUUGAUUACCGGCCAAGAAGGCCGCAUUUCAAUGGGGGUGAAAUGCAAUGAAAACCCGUGUGUUUAGAUCAGGCGCACGUUGAAGAAUCCCAGGUCAUCAAAAUUCAUUCCGAGCCCCAUCUACGGCACAUCCCAUAAUCAUGCAAGGGCUUUGGCUGCUCGUAGACCAACACUAAUUUUUAUUCCCACUUUUCAUUGCGAAGAACGACCGGUAGACUGGUCAGAUAAUACCCACCGCGAAAAACGACCAGUAGACUGGUCAGAAAUGCCGCUCGACCAUCUUUUCACAAUUGAUUUAUACUAACCCUGACAUAACCACCGAACAAACUUCACUCCGAAGAUGAUAUGAAAGCGAUAGUAUCCGUAGAACGCCAGUAGACCAAUUAACUGCUUGCCGAACUCUUGGACGCAGGUUCAAAAUUUUUUACACGCUUUCAUUAGUGCACGCAGGUCGAAUUUCCUGAACGGGAGUGUCACGAUAGCUCUCUUUCUUUAGCAACAACAUUUCAAGCCCCUUGGCUCGAUCGACGCGCGCACGCAUGCCAUAUUGUAAAACGGAGUAUGGAGGGCCAACAAUCCGCUAGGGGCGUGACAGAUUGCAAUUGGGUUUGAAUGCUUGGCUAGUACGGCGCAUCCGGCUUUGUUACGUGACCCACAUCGCAUUACGUCUACUCAACAUUCCUGUAUAUACAUCCUCGCUUUCAUUUCUCCCAUAGCCGGUCACAGUGCAAGUUGCCAAAGUCUAUCCACAGUGAGCACGCUUCGACGUGAUCUAAAUUUAGAAUCUUGGGUUACACUGGGAAAACGAGUUCAUUCACCAUUCAUUUAAGUUACAUCUGACGGGAUUGAGGCCAAAUAUUUGUUUUUACUGACAUCCCUACAAUAUGUUGCCUACAAGGACAACAACGAAAAAAGGGCACUCGGUCCACUAAGGUCCAGUAUGACAGCGCCAUUGCAAAGUACAGGGCCUUGCCGAGACAGGGUCUGCAGUCGCUUUUCCUGGGUUACGCAUCUUCGGAGCGUCUGGGCGGAAGGGCCCGGCCGUUACUUAUCACCUGAGCAAUCAGCGGGAGUUGGACGCUUCUGGCUCAUCGUCGAUCGACACAUGGUCAUCGAGAAAAACCACGUGGUCAACUUUCGAUACAUCUGUGUCCUUAACCUUGACCAGGACGUUACUUGACAGUGUUGUGAUAGUUUUCUGGACCACAUUGUGCGAGCGUGUGUGUGCGUUUAUAUUACAUCACUCACGACGAGUCGCCAUGUAUUUAUGUACGUCAAAAAUUGCAGCGCACUUGAAAACGGCUAGAACAUACAUAUAGUCACCUAUGGUAUAAUCUAAGUGUGUUCCCGACGCGAUGCUCUGGGUGACACUUUAUGUACCUAUGAAACGUGUGUAAAUUUUCGGGCAGGCUUUUCACUCCGAAUUACGAAAUAGGUCAUUGGAAAGACAACUUAAUUAGAGUACAGAACCAUAUCGUUCAUUUUUUUAUUCGGGGGGGGGGGGGUGGAAGCUACAUUCUAAAAUACUUCGACAUAUUUGUGGGAUACUGCCGCUUGAGCACAAUCUUGCCCCUGGUGCUUUAGUAUGGAAAGGAAAAACACUUUUUUCGGAACAGAAUAAAACAACCUUGAUCGUACGUUUGUAGUUGAAAAAUAAAAACACUAGCUGAAAAUACUUGGUGUCUAGAUAAUAAAACCUGCAGUGCUUGUACGAAUCACUGUUAUUAUUAUUAUUAUUUUCAAGUUUAGGCCGUUCAUUCAAGUGCGCUGCUCUUUAAGUGGAGUAGAAAUAAAAGUACUUUUGCUACUUUUUGUUCCACUUCAGCAGCUAUUGAAAUUUGCAACUUCAAUAUUUCUUUUUGUGUUCAGCAUUGUCUACUUCAAUUUAAUCUAAACGCAGCAGUAUUGUCUCUAAUUAGGAUACUAGUUUUUUGUGUACACAGUGUUUAUGAUGAUGUGUUGCGACACAAGUGUGCCACAAAAAUAGCUGCCACUUUGCUUGAAAUCAGGAAAAUGGGCGAAAAUUGCAAUUCGCUUGAGAAUAAUGCCGCAUUCUAGUGCAUAAGAUUAAUCAUGACUUCUACCACUCAUUAACAGCAACUCAGUAGUUUUGUGUUAUUGUGAAGUGCGUGGCAAUUCAUUUCUUCAUGAUUCGCAUUUCAUUACACUUCAUUUUUCUUCUGAGAUGCGGAGAAAAAACGGCUGAGUUCGAAGUUCUGUCGUUAUUUGGCGUUUCCAACCUGCUUAUAUACUUAUAGCUGUUGUAUUAUUUUUAUGACGUAUGUAAGAUGAGAGCUUUUAAAACUACUCAUCUCUCAUUUACAAGUCUUAUGCCUCUUUUGGUACAUAGUAAUAUUCAGAGUCUAACAUGGGGUGAUUCAUUGUGCUACACCUUCAGUCUCACCUUCCUGUGUAAUUGAAAUAAGUUUGCUAGCUUAUAAACAUUGUAUUCUUUGGUGGGAUGAUAUUGAAAGAAAUACAGCAAUAAGGAAACAGUGACAACAGGUUUUUUUAUACCACUAAGCGAAACGCUUCUGCCCCUGCUGGCAACGAAGAUAAAAAAAGGCGUACGUUACAAAAUGUGUAUCAGAGAAAUACUUUAAAUGCAUAGGCUUUUUUUACGCGUUUAACCUGAGGUGUUCUUGAGCGAGCAUGUUGUGUCCACAAACUAACCUUCUGUGCAAAGAAUUUUUAAGAACACUAGACCUUUUUGCCACAGCGCAAUCAACAUUCUUAUGCAGAACAACUAUGGUAAGAGUCACUUCACUGGACGGGACGUUUUGUGCAAGAAACAGUAAUUGGCUACAAAAUUGAUGGCAUGAGUGACGUGCCGAUAACUGGCAUGUUAAUGUGCAGAUGCGCUUGUGUUUUUUGUAUAUUUUUUUUUCUUCCUUUAAGUGAGUCACCGAAAUGCGUGAAUGUUGUGCAGGGGUAAGAAGUACAAAGAAGUGCCUCAGCUGGCUUAGGCCGCUGGCAUAUUUCAACUAUUUUUGUACAAUAACUGAUAAGGAAAAUAAACAUGUGUAUCAAAGCAA